CGGGCACCCGGUAGCGGGCGCGCGUAGCGGCCUGCACAGGUCGUACCGUCCCUUUCUGCCAUCUGGACUUCUGGGUUCUCCGCUGGCUCUUGGACGUUUUAUCAUUUUAGAACUAGAAGCAACAGCAAAGCUCAAAGUCUUACCCAGUUCCCUUGUUUUACAGAAGAAGCAACCAAAACUCAGAAAUGUAAUGAUUUAAGGUCACACAGCUAGUAGCUGGCACAGCCCAUCCUAGAAUUUACCGCUCCCCUUUCAACACAGGGCUUUUUCUACAGUGUAUCAGUUUAUGUUGAAAUUCUCAUAAUUUAUGUAGCUAUUCCUUGGGAGCCGAGACUAGAGCUUUGGUGUUAGAAUUAGACCGAAAUUCCGCUGCCCCGAUCAGAUGUGUGACCUGGAGGGAGGCACGUAAGUGGUCAUAUUAAAACACUGAUAAUGACGCCUCACGGGAUUAAUGUGAUGUUUUUUUAAAGUGUGCACAAUGACUGACAGGCAAGAAGAGACAGCAGCUCGUAAUGUUGUUAGGGGUAUCUAUGGAAUGUUCUCAAGAUCUUGGCACAGAAGGGGAGUCAGGAAAAUCAACUUUUUACUCUAGAACUGCUACUAAUUUGCUUAGUUAGCAUCCCUGUGUUUUAUUUCUUUGUCCAUAAAAUCUCUGAAAAGAUUUCCUGGGUGCUCCCUCCACCAACUUCCCUUCAUUUCGUUGGCCACUCCUGGUUGUAAGGGAGGCUGCCCAGUGAGGUUUUUUAGCUGGACAUAUGCCCCCCUUCCCCCCGCCCCAUCCCCGCCAAUAAAAUCAGGAUUGGGUGUUUAGGGAUGAAGGGGAGAAUGAAUGUUGGCUAGUCAAUUUUCAGGCUCUGCCACAAAUGCCAACCCAGGAAUUCUUGCAGAGUUACGCUUUGUGGAUCCAUUCUAUAACAGCUUUCAUUGAACACACAGUGACUGUUUACUACCUGCCAGAUGUGUUAAAAGUGCUUUAACUGCAUUAUCUUAUUUAAUACUCAUAGUAUCCCUAUGGGGGUACAUACUGUUAUUAUACCCAUUUUACAGAUGAGGAAAAGAAGGCUUAGUAGUAAGAGCUGUAGCCAGGAUAUAUUGAUUAAAAAAAAUACAAUACAGAUCUCUCUGAGAGGAAGGAGGAUGGGCAUGGCAGCAGCCAGGGAAUUGAAUGUUGCCGCGGACCAACACCCAAAACCUUGGAUUCUAUUUCAGUCGUUACAUUCAGUCACCUACUGGUAGUAUAAACCUUGGUCUAAGCACAUAACCUUUUUGGUCUGUAGUGUUCUCGUCAGUAAAAUCAAGAUGUUCUGUUGGCUGAAUGGUUUCCAAUAUUUUCUUCACCAGGGAACACUUUUUCAAGUUUGUCUUACCACAUUUAGCGGUAACAGUUUACUUCUCUAUUUUGUUAAUCAAAGACAUUUAGAAAUGCAUAUCAGAGUUUCUGUUCUGCCUGAGACAUGCACGGUGGACACUUAGUCCACAGCUAUGAAAAACGGCAACCUCUGUAGCCAUAUAGUGACGCUUACCAUUCCAGAUAAGCUUUACAGUGUGGACUGUGAAGCAGCCAGGAUCCUGUGAUGUGCCUGUGACACCAUGUUGGAACCUCUGGACUAGAUGAAGUCUAAGAACCAUUGCCACUCUGAAAGUCUGUUGUUUUGUGAGGAAUCCUGAGACGAAUAACUGGUACUUCCUUUCAUAAAAUAGGGCACAUCUGUAAUGUGAGAGACUUAAGGUGCCUUCCUGUUCUAAAAUUCUGUCGUGAACACACUGCUUUCCAUAAAAUGGAGAACAUCCUGACCAAGGCCAGCUUUCUGUCACACUGGAGGAAAGUCAGAAGCAGUUGGCACAGGAGGGACAGGUCAUUGGCUGAGAGGAAGAAAAACUACAAGCCAGGAGUUACGUUUGGUUUGCAACCACUGGGUGAGAGAUCUCCAGAAACCAUGUGAUGCUGAAAUGAAGUUCAGGCAUCAACUGUAACAAACUGUUCAAAAUCACAGCUUUCAAAUUCACCUGUGGAGAAUAAACAUCUGUAUUUGAAGUUAACAUCAGACCUUAGCAUGUGCUAAUUUCAGUUUCAUUCUUUACUCAUAUUCUUGGAGAAAUAAAAACGAAGAUUUAUACUCAAGUCAGGUUAAAAAAUGAAACAAAUAAAAAGAAACGGGGCUUAAUAGAAAAAUUACCUUUGUGACUUUGGUGCUACUUGCUAACUCCUUUGAAAAUGAGAAUUUGUUAAAACAAACAACAACAACAACAAAAACAAAAACUCUUCCUUCAUUUGAACUCUCAUGAGUUAAGGUUUGUUGGUUUUUUGUUUGUUUUUUUAUAUACUUCUACCUCCCUUUCCCUUGCCCCAAAAGAAAAACAGUUAUAAACCAAAUGGAGAAAACGGCAGUAUAAUUUAAUGUGAUAUUACCCUGUGAUAGUCUAAUCUGAAGAUUCUUUUUCCCGUCUGAGAGCCAUCUAAGGUUAAGUUUUCAGGAGGAACAUUGCUGAAAUAUUUUUAUGUUGGGGGCUGUUUAAGACCUGCUAAGAUUUGAGAAGUGUUUGUGCUUUUUAUUUUUAGCAUGCUCUAUAAGUAGGCUUAAGUACUACCUGCUCUUUUCUGGUUUUGACUGAAUAUUUUUACCUUACAUAUGACUAAAUUCUUUAGUUUGAAUAUAUACUUAUGCAUUUAGGCAAACUAAUAAAUGACAGGAGCCCUGGUGGCAAAAGUACAAUAUAUAGGAGUGAUUUUAAGUUCAAUUUGUUAAUUAAAGUAGUUGAUAUGCAGCUGUUACUUUUUAAUAUAUGAUAUAUAGUCCUAAAAUUAGAUUAAGUGGAUAUUUGUAAACUGAGUGGCAUUUAAAAAUACCGCUGGGUUCGGGUAACCCUAACUCAAAUCCUUUGGUGAUGUAAAUAGUUAAUGCCUCAUGUACUUGUUUUAGCAGUCUGGACACAACUGUCUAGAAAUAUAUUCUCCAGAAGUCAGGUUUAUUGAAAGAAUCAAGAGAACCUGUGAGGACUACAGGGAGUUAAGGAAGGAGAUGCUAAUUCCAUGGCUUGGAAACACAGCCUUGCUGGGGUAGCCAUAAUAAGGAUGACAUUCAGAGUUUGUCCCACAGAUAUUCCUUAAGACAGAGCUGGGAUGACCCACACUUCCAGGUCUUUCUCCUGGCCUAAAUCAGGUUUGAGGAAGUCAAUAGGUUAUGGGUUACCCUCCAGCAUGGGAAUGUUUCAGUCUCAAAUGGAAGCAGUGGCUCUGCCGAGGCAAGUAUCAUUCUUUUCUGACCAAAGGAAUGAUUAUUAUUAAGUUUUUAUAAAUUCCUGGAAAUUCCAUUUCAUUUUCUGAAUUAUAUCCUAGAGAGAUUGCUGCUGUGAUGUAUUUGUGUUUGCCUACAUCUCCCACCAGGAGGUUAUAUCCUUGCACAAUUAACCAGCAAAGACUGGAGUAGCAUGAGUAAGUGCAAACUGCAGACAUGUAAGCAGCUGAAUAGCCUUCAGUGUCAGGGGUUAAUCAGGAGAUAGAGUUGCAAAUAAAUAGUCAAACUGGCUAUGUUUUCUGUUUUCCUCCCUCAGGUGGAGAUAGAGGAGAUAGAAACUGAAUAGUGAAAUACCCCCAGAAGCAGACUGCUGAAGGGAGGAGAGGCCUAAUCAAUCUAUGACGAAAAGAGCUGGGUCACUCUAGGAAGGCAGUAGGCCUGCUUCAAUAGUAAUCUUGAUUGUCACAAGUCACUGUCUCAUGCCUAGUCUAACUAGCCUGUGGCUCAAGGUUCACCUGAACUCACUUGGAGCUAGGCCUGUGGCUCUUUGUGGUUGACUGAGUUCCUAGUCCCCUGGAUAUUUAGGAAUUCUUGUGUGGGUUGGUUGAGGUAAAGGAGAGAGGUAAUAAGAAUGGAGGGCAGCCAGAGGACACCAUAAAAUGCUGACACCUUCUCUGUGACAUCUCAUGUAUUAUGUAAAUUCUACAUUAACCUCACCUCAAAAGCCAGAGGCCACUCUGGAAAAUUGCAGUGGGGAACACUGUUGGAAACAUUUUUAGGAGCAUGUCUAUCGGCAUUGGUAUUCAGAACAGCUUACUUUCAUCUUUACUUUCUUUAAUCUGGUUGAAGGCCGAGGUGAAAUUAAGAGCAAGUUCUUUUCUUCUAACUGGGAGGUCCCUUACCCAGAAUAUACUGAUAUACCAAAUAAGAGUAAAACGAAAACAAACUGAAGAAGGUGCCCUAUUACGUCAGCUUGUCUCAAAGGGAGGGCCAGCGGGCAUCUCCUUUUAUGGUGCUAACUGGCAUAGGUGAGGCUCUUAUAAAGAUUAGCCAAGCUUUCACUGGCUAGGCGGCACAUGCCUAAAUAACCCAGUAAACCAAAAAAACCAAACCUGUUGCCAUCGAGUCGAUUCUGGCUCAUAGCGACCCAAUAAUCCUCUCAAAUUACAACGCACAGAGGACAAAUAUUUAACUCAGAGCUUUUUAAAUGGUAUGUAGCAAUGAACAUGCAUCAUUCCUUACUUCAUGAGGAGACAGAGUAUAAGGUAAUAAAACCAUGUGCAAUAUGAUGAAAAAGUAAAGCAGAGUAAGAAGAAAGGGGGUGAAGGUAGUCGAAGUGUGCUAUUUUAGAUAGUGGGGUCAGAGAAAGCCUUCCUAAAAAGGUGACGUUUGAGCAAACACAUAAAUUAUCGGAAGGAGCAAGCUCUGCCAAGAUCUGGGGGAAGUGAGUUGCAGGCCAAGAAAACAGCAAGUACGAAGACUUGAGGCGGGGGUGGGCUUGGCAUUUUGAGGAGGAGCUGGAAGGUUGGUGUGGUUGGAGCAGCCGGAGUGGGUGGGAAGUGUAGGAGACGAAGUCCUGGAGGCGCACGGAGGCGGGGGCGGUGCUCUGAUUGACGUCUUUACAGGAUUAUGUUUAAAAAAAAAAAAAAAAGAAAAGAUCUAUAUGGAGAAUAAGUUGUAGGGGGCAAUUCUGGAAACAGGGAGACCAUCUGGAAAGCUAUUAAAAACCCAAUAGUUAGCCCAGAAAGUAUGGCACCGGGACAAGCUUUUAGCUCAGUAAUGAAGUCACUCCUCAGGUUCACCCUUCAGCCAAAGGUUAGACAGGCCCGUGAAGCAAAAUGAGACUAAAGGGGCACACCAGCCCAGAGGCAAGGCUUAGAGGCAGGAGGGGACAGGAAAGCUGGUUAUUGGGCAUCCAAGGUCAAGAAGGGAGAGUGUUGACAUGUGGUGGGGUUGGUAACCAAUGUCACAAAAUAGUAUGUGUACUAAUUGUUUAAUGAGAAACUAGUUUUUUCUGUAAACUUUCAUCUAAAUAUUAUAUAUAUGUAUAUGUAUAUACAAUUUUAUGGUUCAUUAUAUUAGAUAAUAAAAUUGAGUUGAUAUUAAAAAAAAAAAAAAAAGCAGUAGUUGUCAUUGAGUCGACUCCAACUCAUGGUGACCUUAGGUGUAUCAGGGUAGAACUGUGCUCCCUAGGGUUCUCAAUGGUAGCUUUUUCGGAAGUAGAUUACCAGGCCGUUCUUCUGAGGUGCCCCUUGGUUGUCUGAACCUCCAAAUUCUUGGUUAGCAGCUGAGUGCAUUAACCAUUUGUACCCAGGGACUCCUUGCGGUAAUCUGAGUACAAGAUGACUUGGACAACAGAAGCGUUUACCCCUAAAUUCAAAUGAUUGCACUAUACUUAAAUUGCAUCUUGUUCUUAAGAGCUACAGGUAUGAAAUGAUUUAGGAGGCAGUCUUGGACCAAACGGAGAAAACUUCAUGUCAAGGCAGCCUUCGUUUGCAAAUCUCAGGCAUCACAAAGAAGAUAUCCCCUCGGAUCACUACCAAUGGUUCUACUGGGCCUUGAUUCAAGCCCUUAAAGCAGCGGAGCCUACUAGGAGAGAAAUUGCAGGGAAGAGCCCUGGAGGCACAAACAGUGCCAGAGCAUCAUGUGCUACUAAAAGUAACCGCAAAGACAGAACUGGCUGGAAGUAAAACAUCUUUAUGAGGACUGGGGCUGCUGGGGCCUGUGGCCCUCGUGCCCUUUACUGUCUUGCCCCACUGGAAUGGGUCCCUUUCCUACAAUAGUUCCAAGGUGUAAAGCUUUGAAGGAAGUGGAUUUAAUUAAAAGUUCUGAGUCAGGCUGUUACUGCUACAAUCAAAAUACCCAAAUAAGGUGGAAGUACAUAUGGUCAACUGUACAGGUGGACAUUACCAGUCCAGGCUUGCUCCAUAUUUUAUAUAUCACAGAAAGACAUAAUUGCCAGUAUCCAGAAACCGUUAUAUCUUUUAUCAAAUGUGUGAUUCAUAACUUUUGGACACCAAAGGAGUCUAAUGAAAUAACCAUAAUCAUCAAUCCAUAUGGAGAGACUGUAUGUUUCUCUGUGAAGCCUGUAAGAAAGAUAUUUACCUAUACAAUAAGAGUGAAUCAAAACGUCAUGGACUUCAAUCUCUUCCUUGUGUUUAUGACAGGCAUUUUCCUCUUCUUUUAUGCAAAGACCUUGAGUCAAAGCCCUAUUUUCUAUUACUUUUCCGGGACUGUGCUAGGUGUUCUGAUGACAUUUGUCUUUGUCCUGCUGUUGGUGAAAAGGUUCAUUCCGAAGUAUAGCACGUUUGGGGCUCUAAUGGUUGGUUGUUGGUUUGCUUCAGUUUACAUUUUAAGCCAAUUGAUGGAAGAUCUGAAGAGGCUGUGGUAUGAAAGCAGAAUAUAUUUAUUAGGCUAUAUCUUGAUAGUUGGAUUUUUCAGCUUUGCAGUUUGUUACAAACAUGGACCCCUUGUUGACGAAAGGAGCAGAAACCUCCUGACGUGGACGCUGCGGCUCAUCUCCCUGGUUCUCAUCUACUCCGGGACAUCCGUGCCUCAGUUUGCAUAUGCAGUGAUGGUCCUCAUCCUGUGCUCCAGAAGUCUGCGCUACCCAGUCAAAGUAUUCCACUAUAUGAGCUGGAAAAUGAAGAGAUGGUUUACAUCAGAAAAACUGGUGGUUCAGUAUCUUACUGACGAAGAAUACAGGGAACAAGCCGAUGCCGCGACAGCCAGCGCUCUGGAGGAGCUGCGCCAAGCCUGCCUCAGGCCCGACUUCUCAUCCUGGCUGGCUGUCUCCAGACUCCAGGCUCCUAAAAAAUUUGCAGACUUUGUUCUUGGAGCAAGCCACUUGUCACCAGAAGAAAUUCGUCUGCAUGAAGAACAAUAUGGCCUUGGGGGUGUCUUCCUGGAAGAGCAGCUCUUUGACCUGAGGACUGCAAGUUAACAUCAUUCUAGACAAGGAAGUGGAUAAAGGGCAGGGAUCCUGGUAAAGUUGGGCGGAACUGUUCUAGGAACAGUGGCAAAAGCGUUUGCUAUGGAGAAAAAUCAAGUCAUACCAGAAAGGAAAACUAAACUAUAUUGAAGAUAACUUAUUCUUGGCAAGUUGUGCUACUUACGGUACUGUAGGUGGCCACUAAGAUUCUGUGACGGUCAUUCCUGGUUUCCUUGAAUGAAGAUUUUCGUUAGCAGCUAGGGAAUUGUGGUGUUCUUCAAGGGGCCAGACAGCAUGAACAGGUGCUUUGUCAACACCAGGGCUUUAAAUCCUCUCUCAGUCUCCAGAACCUGCAUAAAAGAGCCUGCAUUGCUCUUCCUGCAUUCGUCAGUGCAAGUGCUGGAAGAGACCUGAGAAAUGCUGGACCAGUGUUUUCCAAAGUAUAGUCCACAGAACGCUAAUAGGUGUCGUAGAGGCGGAUUGACCAGAAAGCAAAGUACGCACAGACUUAAUUGUGUUUACUUACUAAUCUGUAGUAUACAAUUUCACAUGGGUUUCACCACGUGGUGAAAAACAGGUGAAAUUGUGCACUACAGAUUAGUAACAAAGCCCAUGUUUGCUUUGCUUAUUAGGUAAUCCAUCCCUGAGUGUCCGAGAUUCUGAGGUCAACUAAGUGUUACACAAAUUUAAAGAAAUGUACUACAGGACUUUUCAGAAACUUUAAUAAGGCUGAUGCACAUUGUGACUCUCCUAGCGGGGAGAUGUUGUGUGCAGCAGUUUUCAAUUUAAUUUGACCACAGAACCCCUUUUCAUGAGAUAUUCCUUGGAGCACAUGUUUGGGAAAUGCUAAUCUGUUUCCGCGCCUUCAUUUUACUGAUGGAGAAAUUGAGGUUUGGGGAGGUUACAUAACUUAUCAAAGACCACAAUGUUUUAGAGGCAGCACUGGGACUAGAACUCCAGCCCUUUGUGUGUCCCACGACUCACGUAGAAGAGACCUUCACAGCAAAACACAGUGCCAUCUCUGCACAGCCUUGAGCCGCACACAGUGGUGACUUUUUUAUUUUUUAAACUAAUGGGCAAUAAGCAAUUUAAUAAUGGCGAUAAACAGAAAUAUUUUUUAAAUCAUUAAAGUUUUGAUAAGAUUUUUAUGGAAAUAUGUAAUGAUUAGGAAUUAAAAUUACUUUAUAUAUAUUUUUAUAUGAUAAAAUUGAAGGCUUGAGCCUCUUGUGAAUUUUGAAUUGCUUGGUCCAUUUUUUAAAAUUGUUUAGCUAUAUGUGUUUGUAACAACAUCCUACAGAAUAGGUUUAUGAUCUUUCUUACAGAGAACAAAUCUUUUCUUGAUUCGUAAUGUUAAGCUGAUGUUAAGCCAGAAUGAAAUGGGGCCAAACUGUUUGUUUUGACUCUGAGGAAAGGAGACCAAAACACAGGUCUGAGAAAAGAGAGCAUGGCAACACAGUUUAAGAGUGCAGAUGUUGCUAAACUGAUUCCCUUUCAGAAUCAAACUCAGACUUUUUUUGCUCUGAUGGGAUCAAAAGGAAGAGGGGCAUUCCUGAGGAAACCCUUUCACUAGAAGAAGAUAAAAGGGGAAUGGUAUACCGAGAAUUAAGGCACUGUUGCUUUCCUGAGCCAGAUUUACUGGGAUUUUUCUGAAGUUUUGAGUUGGAGCAUAACUACCAACAUUUGGAACUUUCGUAAGGUUGAUUUUCAAAUAGUAUUUCCUCUUGAAAGGAGAAUGUCAGUGUUUUACAGGUCCCUUUGCCAGGAGCCUUUUAAUAUUAGGAGCUUAGCUUUUUUUUUUUUUUUUUUUUUAAAUGCACUGUACUCCAUCUGUGCCUUUACAUAGAUUUUGAUUAAGAUCUCAAAGUACCUUCCAUUCAGACUUAUGACGAUGGUGACUCUUUUAUCUGUGUUUAACAAAAGUAAAACUUGAACAUUUUGUUACAGUUUAAUCUGAUUUUUAUUUAUUAUAAUUCUAUUUAUUGAUGAUAUAACUGUACCAAAUGUAACAAUGCUUAUGUUCACCAAGUUCACCUCCCAAGAGGCAGUUUGUCUAGUACAAAGUGUAUGUGUGAAUAAUAUGAGAACAGUCUGCUGGAAUUCCUAGGGGAUGUUUCAGCCAAGACAGCCCCAGGGCCUCACCUGUGGCAAGGUGAAAAGGCCAUGGCAGGAAGCAGCUCAUUGUGGAUCAGCAGGCCAGGUGUAAAACAAUCACAAUAGCCAACCAACCAACCAGUUGCCAUCAAGGUGAUUCGGGCUCAUGGCGACCCCACAUGUGUGAGAGCAGAACUGUGCUCCGUAACGUUGUCAGUCCCACAUGUGUGAGAGCAGAACUGUGCUCCGUAACGUUGUCAGUGGCUGGUUUUCCAGAAGUAGAUCACCAGGCCUUUCUUCUGAGGUUCCUCUGGGUAGACUUGAGCCUCCAUUCUUUUGGUUAGAAGCUGAGCAUGUUAUCCAUUUGCACUACCCAGGUACUCCUAACAAUCACAACAAAAACAGCUAAAGAAGGAAAAAAAAGAGUAACAGUCUUCCCGGACCUUAAUUUUUGUUUAUUUUUAGGGGACGUCAUGGAUUUGUCAGUUUCUGUUAUGAGUACUGUAAGAAGCUGAACAAUUAAAAGCAUUACUUGUGUGAUA
Messenger RNA from Loxodonta africana (African savanna elephant), 9800 nucleotides. It is a transcript of the gene NEMP2, whose product is annotated as nuclear envelope integral membrane protein 2. Gene Ontology annotation, cellular component: nuclear envelope. The record is from RefSeq and is a predicted model, not a curated record. The transcript is spliced from 9 exons. Bases 5998 to 7179 code for a protein of 393 amino acids. NCBI's taxonomy places the organism in Eukaryota, Metazoa, Chordata, Mammalia, Proboscidea, Elephantidae.